Messenger RNA from Lepisosteus oculatus (spotted gar), 1572 nucleotides. RefSeq names its product transformer 2 alpha homolog (gene tra2a). Gene Ontology annotation, cellular component: spliceosomal complex. Gene Ontology annotation, biological process: positive regulation of mRNA splicing, via spliceosome. The record is from RefSeq and is a predicted model, not a curated record. Gene Ontology annotation, molecular function: RNA binding. Lineage: Eukaryota; Metazoa; Chordata; Actinopteri; Semionotiformes; Lepisosteidae.
UGAGCAAUAAAAACCGAAAACAGCCCGUCGCCAUUUUCUCAGGCUAACACAGGCAGCAACGUAGGUUGUUUUGUAAGAAUUUCUAAAUAUUAUUUUCCUUUUAGGGUUAGCAGUAGAUUUGUUUUAUAUACUUUAAACGUCCGUAGAAAAUGAGUGACAUCGAGGACAGCAAUUUCGGAGGACGAGAGUCCCGCUCUCAGUCGAAAUCAGACCGAGGCAGCCCCGCUCACGUAAAGUCCGAGAGCAGGUCUGCGUCCCACAGCCCCUCCCGAGCCUCCAAGCGGUCCGAGUCCAGGUCGCAGUCCAGGUCCAAGUCCAGGUCGCGCUCCAGGAGGCACUCCCACCGGCACUACACGCGCUCCCGCUCCCGCUCCCACUCGCACCGCAAGAAGUCGCGCAGCCGCUCCUACUCCCCCGACUACCGCCGCAAGAAGAGCCAGAGCACCUCGCCCAUGUCCAACCGCCGCCGGCACACGGGCAGCAGGACCAGAUUCAGCAAUGACUUCAAAAAAGAAACAUACAGUCAUAGUGAUGCCAGGGCCAACCCUGACCCGAACACCUGUCUGGGGGUGUUUGGCCUGAGCCUGUACACGACGGAGCGGGACCUGCGCGAGGUGUUCUCCCGCUACGGGCCGCUGGCAGGGGUCAACGUGGUGUACGACCAGAGGACCGGCCGCUCGAGGGGCUUCGCCUUCGUCUACUUCGAGAGAAUCGACGACGCCAAGGAGGCGAUGGAGCGUGCCAACGGAAUGGAGCUGGAUGGGAGGCGCAUCAGAGUGGACUACUCCAUCACAAAACGCCCACACACGCCCACCCCUGGCAUCUACAUGGGGCGGCCCACCCAUGUGUUCUCCUUCAGCAAUGGUGGCAGCAGUAGCGGCGGGCGUCGCCGGGACUCUUACUACGACAGAGGCUACGACCGAUACGACAGAUACGACGAGUACGAUUACAGAUACAGCCGGAGGCGAUCCCCCUCCCCGUAUUACAGCCGAUACAGAUCCCGCUCCCGGUCUCGCUCGUACAGCCCCCGGCGGUACUAAGGAGAAGAGAACACUUUGGGAAGUUUUUUUCAUAUUGGAUCUUUAUAAGUUCUUUGACUUUUUUAAAAGAAAUGUGGUAACUUUUGUGGCAUUUUAAAAAUGUAUGCCAACACUUAUUACUUAAAAGCUGUUUCUAAUUCAACUGAGUGUGAUUACCAUAAAAGGUCAUGUUUACUUUUUGAUAGUGUCUUGUAUAAGUUUUUGUUGGACUUUUCGUUCAUCUGUGUACAGCAUAAUGAGGUAAUUCAGAAUAUAAAACUUUUAUUUUUCUUGUGUAUACUACGUAUUCAUUGUGAUUUUUCCUUAUCUCAGUUGCAAGCAUAGAGAGGCAGAUUUGUUUCUGAAUCAUUAUCCUCUUGUGAAUAUUGUCAGUUAAUAGUUUUUUGAAACCAGGUAAACUCCUGAGCAAAGUUUGCUUUGAACAGAAAAUGUCAUUCAGUUCAGAUAUGAUGAACUGGUUUAUUUUGAUAGGAUGUGAUUGUUUUUUUCCUUUUUUUUUUCAAAAACAAAAUUAAAAUUUAUUUAAAACUGA